Molecule: messenger RNA, 1410 nt
Organism: Plutella xylostella (diamondback moth)
Lineage: Eukaryota; Metazoa; Arthropoda; Insecta; Lepidoptera; Plutellidae
Gene: Ufd1-like
Product: ubiquitin fusion-degradation 1-like
Biological process (GO): ubiquitin-dependent protein catabolic process; ERAD pathway
Cellular component (GO): VCP-NPL4-UFD1 AAA ATPase complex
Molecular function (GO): polyubiquitin modification-dependent protein binding
Source: RefSeq, a predicted model, not a curated record
CAGUCAUCAUCAUACCUUUGUUUUCAAAAUAUUUGCAUGAUUUGCAAGUAAAAUAUUUCCUUCUAAAAUUGAAAUUAAAAACAAUUACCAAAAUGUUUCAGUUUGGCUUCAACAUGUUUCACGAAAUUACAAGACCAUUCAACAUGACCUACAGAUGUUUCUCAGUUUCUAUGCUGCCAGGAAACGAAAGAACAGAUGUGGAACGUGGAGGGAAAAUAAUAAUGCCGCCGUCUGCUCUGGAGCAACUCACAAGACUGAACAUAGAAUAUCCCAUGAUCUUCAAAUUAACAAAUAAGAAAACUAAAAGAUUGACUCACGCUGGAGUGCUUGAGUUUGUUGCUGAUGAAGGCAAAGUGUAUCUACCUCAUUGGAUGAUGACCAAUUUAGUGUUGGAAGAAGGGGCACUUAUUCAAAUAGAGAGUGUAUCACUGCCGGUCGCCACCUUCUCCAAGUUCCAGCCCCUGUCGGAGGAGUUCUUAGACAUAUCCAACCCAAAAGCAGUUCUGGAGAAUUGCCUGAGGAACUUCUCUUGCCUGACGACGGGAGAUGUGGUCGCCAUCAACUACAACUCGAAGGCCUAUGAGCUCUGCGUCCUGGAGACCAAGCCAGGGAAUGCUGUCAUCAUCAUAGAAUGUGACAUGAAUGUGGAGUUCGCGCCUCCAGUCGGCUACAAAGAAGAGGAGCACAUCCCCCGCGAGCGCGCCUCAGGGCAGGAGGGCAUGGACGAGGACCCGGCCGCCAUGAUGCCCGCGCCGAGCGGCUUCACGGCGUUCAGUGGAGCUGGCAACCGGCUUGAUGGGAAGAAGAAGAAGACGGCCAGUGAGAGCGAGGAGCAGGCGCCUGUUGUGCCGAGACAGGCGUACGUCCGCGGCAUCCCCGACUACGACUACGUGAUCGGCACGCUGCGCUUCAUCCGCUCGGCGCGACCCGCGGGCAGCAAGGAGGACUCGCCGGAGGAGCCCUUCCAGCCCUUCAAGGGGGAGGGGUUCACGCUGCGCACUGCCAAGUCUAAGAACUAGUAGCGCUCCGUUGCAGAGGUUAAAGCCGAAUGUUAACUGCUGGCUAAACUUAGUUCGCAUAGUUAAGCCAGUUUUUUAUACAUGUUCGUCCACCGCAAAGUCCGCAAACUGUGCACUAUGUAUGAAAAACUGGCUCAACUAUGCGAACUAUAAUAAUUUAGCUUGCAGUGGACGUUCGGCUUAAAUUUGUGAUUGGCAAUGGACAAAUUAGUGAUUGCAGAAUGUUUUAAAAAAAACUCGUCUAGCAUUUUACAAGUCUAAAAUAUGUCAAUUUUUUGUUUCUGUGUGAAUGAAUGAUGAUAUUUAAGUCAAGUUUAUCUUAAUUUGCAAUAUACCUAUAACUUUAUUGAGAAUUUAUAUUGAAAAUAAAACAUACAAACUUAUGAGGUGA